This is a messenger RNA of Pistacia vera, 499 nucleotides long. Its product is annotated as rac-like GTP-binding protein 5. Bases 75 to 440 code for a protein of 121 amino acids. Gene Ontology annotation, cellular component: cytoplasmic vesicle; cytoskeleton; cell cortex. NCBI's taxonomy places the organism in Eukaryota, Viridiplantae, Streptophyta, Magnoliopsida, Sapindales, Anacardiaceae. The transcript is spliced from 4 exons. Gene Ontology annotation, biological process: cortical cytoskeleton organization; regulation of cell shape; actin filament organization. The record is from RefSeq and is a predicted model, not a curated record. Gene Ontology annotation, molecular function: GTP binding; GTPase activity; protein kinase binding.
UUUAGUUACAGACAGACCAAGCAAAUUGAGGAAGAAGAGUGAAGAGACACUGAGCUUUAUAAACGUGGCGUAAAAUGAGUGCGUCGAGGUUCAUAAAGUGCGUGACAGUCGGUGACGGUGCCGUUGGCAAGACUUGUAUGCUUAUUUCCUACACCAGCAACACUUUUCCUACGGACUAUGUGCCAACUGUCUUUGACAAUUUUAGCGCAAACGUGGUUGUGGAUGGAAGCACUGUUAAUCUAGGGUUAUGGGAUACUGCAGGCCAGGAAGAUUACAAUAGAUUAAGACCUUUGAGCUAUCGCGGGGCAGAUGUGUUCCUGCUUGCAUUCUCUCUCAUUAGCAAGGCCAGCUAUGAAAAUGUUGCUAAGAAAUGGAUUCCUGAAUUGAGGCACUAUGCACCUGGUGUUCCAGUUAUUCUUGUUGGGACAAAGCUUGGUUAGAUACCACUACUCCCCAUUUCGUCUAUGUUAAGAUUACGUUACUAGCUGUUACUAUUGGU